GUUACGCAAACGAACGCACACUCUUGCUAAACUAACGCCACCAGAAAAAUCAGGACCGUUUAAAGAAAAUCCAGUCAGCACUGCCACGUUGGAUUCACUUGAGAUAAACGGUCAAAUUCUGUAACAGUUUGUGGUUGGUAGGGAUACGGGCAAAUCAGUAGACGCAACGCCAACGAAGGUUCGUCUCCAGAAGAGUCCAACUGAGGACAACAGUCAGAGGCUUAGAUCUCUUUAUCCCUUUGUCUUGUGAUUUUCUGAUAAUCAAAAAAUGGGAUUGUUGGAAGCGUUUCUGAAUUGGCUCCGCAGCCUCUUUUUUAAACAGGAAAUAGAGCUGUCCCUGAUUGGACUUCAGAAUGCUGGAAAGACCUCACUUGUAAAUGUUGUUGCUACUGGUGGAUACAGUGAGGACAUGAUCCCUACGGUGGGAUUCAAUAUGAGAAAAGUAACAAAAGGAAAAGUUACAAUCAAGCUAUGGGAUCUUGGAGGUCAACCAAGGUUCCGCAGUAUGUGGGAGAGAUACUGUCGUGCAGUUUCUGCUAUUGUUUAUGUGGUUGAUGCUGCUGAUCCUGAAAACCUGAGCAUCUCGAGGAGUGAACUUCAUGAUUUGCUUAGUAAACCCUCCCUUAAUGGCAUCCCUUUGCUGGUGCUAGGGAACAAGAUUGACAAGCCAGGAGUUUUAUCUAAAGAGGCAUUGACUGAUCAAAUGGGAUUGAGAUCAAUUGUUGACAGAGAAGUUUGCUGCUUUAUGAUCUCAUGCAAGAACUCGACAAACAUCGACUCCGUUAUUGAUUGGCUUGUGAAGCAUUCCAAAUCAAUGAGCUGAAAAGGCCUAGCAUUCUUUCAUUCUUUUUUGUGCCUUUCUGUGUGAUAAUUCCAGAAGGGUGAGUUUCCUGGUUGUUAAAUUAUUGUCUCUUUCCUCAGGAGCUGUUGUGUACUGUAUAUUAGAUAUAUUAUUCCUAAUUAUUGGCUUUGUUGAGGGUAGAGCUUGUAUGAGGCAUUUAGGUAAUGCAUUUGAAAAGUUUAAUUUUGUUUCUUAA
Molecule: messenger RNA, 1037 nt
Organism: Mangifera indica (mango)
Lineage: Eukaryota; Viridiplantae; Streptophyta; Magnoliopsida; Sapindales; Anacardiaceae
Product: ADP-ribosylation factor-like protein 8a
Exons: 7
Coding region: 269-823 (184 amino acids)
Biological process (GO): protein transport
Molecular function (GO): GTP binding; GTPase activity
Source: RefSeq, a predicted model, not a curated record